UUACACACAUUACACACAGUACACUACCACUACCAGCCUCUGCCGUCUGCCCGUCUCCCUCCCAAGUCCCAAACUCCCAACUCGCACAGUCGCACAGUCUCCCUCCCAGACUCCCUCCCUCUGCCAGCGGCCCAGCGCCAUUCAUCAAUCAUCACCCUCGACGACAGUCGACCGGCCCAGCCUCCUCACUCCCUCCCUACUCCUCCUCAGCGCCAUUGAAGGGUGGUUCUCGUGAACGGGAGUAUCUGGUGGGAUGAUAGGAUAUUAGGAAGUCGAGGAAAAAUAAUAAUGGAGGCAAGUUUUCAACGAUCUGUUUCGCAGCGACCUAGCCGUAGGGCUGAUCAGGAUGCUGCAUAUCAGAAAGCUAAGGAUCCUGUAGAGGGGUUAUUUUCGCCUGGGAGGUUAUCAACUGAACACCCGAUGAAGAUUUUGUGGAGAAAGGGUUUUGUUCGAUUGUUUCUUGUUGGGGGCAUGAUCUGGAUGACGUUAAUUCUUUUUGUACUAUUAGUCCAUAUAUGGUCAUGUCAAUCUUCAGUAGCUUUCUUUUCAGCUAUGUGUAAUAGAGAGGGUAAAGUUUUUAUAAUGUUGGACUCAAUGGGAUUUGUGCCAAGACCACCACAUCGCUGCACUAUUCCUGUGGCUGAUGAUCCUGAUGCAAUAGUUAUACCCAAGAAGAAGACACCUGAUACAAUCUUGCAAAACUUGACAUAUAUUGUGGAGGAUGAAGAAACAGAUAGUUUCUCAAAUUCAUCCCCUUUGUUUGGAGGGAAUAUAAGCUGGGCACAAAGAGAGGAUAGUUUUAAAUUGAAGCCUACGAUGAAGGUGCAUUGUGGGUUUAUGCGUAAUGGCGGUGGCGACAUGGAUCCUAAAGAUAUAGAGUAUUCCAAGAAGUGUAGAUUUGUAGUUGCAUCUGGCAUCUUUGAUGGAUACGAUACCCCGCAUCAACCUUCUAAUAUCAGUGCUCGAUCACAAAAACUCUUCUGUUUUCUUAUGGUGGUUGAUGAGAAGUCCUUUGACUUCAUCAAGGAAAAUGUCUCCGUAAGAUUAGACCCUGAUGGAGGCCAUUGGGUGGGGAUCUGGCGUCUUGUGCUUCUGAAGCAUCAGCCAUAUGACGAACCAAGAAGAAACGGGAAAGUUCCCAAGAUAUUAGUUCACAGGAUGUUUCCUGAAGCACAAUAUAGCAUAUGGAUCGAUGGAAAAAUGGAACUAAUAGUUGAUCCGCUACUUAUCUUGGAGAGAUACCUAUGGCGUGGCAAGAACACUUAUGCUAUUUCACAGCACAAGCAUCAUCGUAAUGUAUACGAGGAGGCUGAUGCUAACAAACGUAGGAAACGAUAUGCUCGACCUCUUAUUGAUCUUCACAUGAAAAUUUACCGUUAUGAAGGAUUGGAACCUUGGAGUCCAUUGAAAAGAAAUCCAAGUGAUGUUCCGGAAGGAGCAAUUAUCAUUCGUGAACACACUGCAAUGAACAACUUAUUUAGCUGCUUAUGGUUCAAUGAGGUUCAUCUCUUCACGCCAAGGGACCAGUUAAGCUUUGGCUAUGUAGUUUACAGGCUGAAAGAUAACUUCCAGUUUUAUAUGUUUCCUAAUUGUGAAUACAAUUCGUUAUUUGUUUUGCAUCCACACACUCGAGAGCAUUCGUCGAAGGUUGAGUGGGUGAAGUCUUUGAGCGAGUUCAAGAAAAAUAGCGAGUUGAAAGAAAGUCGUGGAGGGUUUGGAUUGUGGACUCCGUACCCUGCUGAUCUUAGUAAUGUUGUCUUGCCUACUGUUGUAAGAACAUCAAAAGCUGGAUGAAAGUGAAAUGCAAUAUGAUUCUGAUUUUUCCUCUUA
Molecule: messenger RNA, 1830 nt
Organism: Amaranthus tricolor (Joseph's coat)
Lineage: Eukaryota; Viridiplantae; Streptophyta; Magnoliopsida; Caryophyllales; Amaranthaceae
Product: probable hexosyltransferase MUCI70
Exons: 8
Coding region: 289-1794 (501 amino acids)
Source: RefSeq, a predicted model, not a curated record